CAUACUUUGUUUUUAUAUUUUAUGUAAUCUGGGCACACCGGGUAUUAACAGAAACGUAUUUAAAUUUUAAGCAAUAAAUUAUUGUCUUAAUUUUAACUAUGGCCACACCACAUGUCAAACGAGUACGCAUUUUGUACAAAACGAUUUUAAGAUUACAUCGAGGAUUGCCAGAGAGCCUUCAACCACUAGGGAAUCAGUAUGCCAAAGACGAAUUUAGGAGACACAAAACCUGCACAACACAUGAGGCUACCCUAUUUAUGAACGAAUGGACGGAUUAUGCUAUCAAUCUGGCCACACAACUAGGCGUUAAAGGUAAACCAAACCCAGUAGAUCAAAUUGGAAGAAACCUCGAUGAAAAGCUUCUGAAUGACCUCAGGGACGAGCAAGUAGCUCAACUAUAUGAACUGCUUGUUGCAGCAAAAUCGGAAGAUGAGGUAUCGUUAGAAAAUGAACAAAAUGAUAAAGACGCUUUAACUAAAAAAUAAAUUCAAAACAAAGUGUAUUUGUAACGAAAAAUGGAAUGAAGAUCAUAAACUGGAAUGUUUGCAUAGUUAACCAUAAACCAGUUA
Culex quinquefasciatus (southern house mosquito) is the source of this 569-nucleotide messenger RNA. It is a transcript of the gene Sdhaf3, whose product is annotated as succinate dehydrogenase assembly factor 3, mitochondrial. Gene Ontology annotation, biological process: mitochondrial respiratory chain complex II assembly; succinate metabolic process. The record is from RefSeq and is a predicted model, not a curated record. Gene Ontology annotation, cellular component: mitochondrion; mitochondrial intermembrane space. Lineage: Eukaryota; Metazoa; Arthropoda; Insecta; Diptera; Culicidae. The coding region runs from base 99 to 485 and encodes 128 amino acids. The transcript is spliced from 3 exons.